AAUUUCGUUAGGACGAAUUGGGUUCCACGUCACGUUUGAAUAGGAUCGGUCAAUCAUUGUUACAACGCUGAUGCGAGCGGACGUGUGCGCGCUUAAAAAUCGCGUCUUGUGAAAGAUGCGGGAUCAUCUGGUCUUGGUUGCGGGGAUCGCCACACUCGUCGCUGUGGCCGGAGCCUCCUUAUUGCCCCUGGAUACCGAGAGGCUGCGGGCAAGCGUCGGCGGCUACGCAGUCAUGAACUGUCAUCUAGACUUCCCAUUCGGAAACGAAAUCCCCUACCACCUGCAGUGGGAUAAAGACGGGGAGAUGAUAUUCUCAUGGUACAGCAUAGAUGGAGAAGCAUCAGCUCGCGUCGCGGAUCGGUGGGGGGGCCGCGUGCGACGGGUGGGGGACGGCCGGUUGGGACUCGGGCGCGGCUCCAUCAACGUGAGCGCGGUACGAGAGACCGACGCUGGGCUCUACCGUUGCCGGGUCGCCUUCCCCAAUCGAACGCCGCCAGAGCGGAAUAAUGGAACCUUCUACUACCUUGAUGUCGAUGGUGGCAACCUAAUCGUGACUCCGCCAAUGAACGUGACGGUCAUGGAGGGCGAGCGAGCAGAAUUCGAGUGCCAGCCUAAACAACCAGAGUCUAUAGUCGAAUGGUACAAGGACGGGAUGGUCAUGGAGGAGAUGCCAGAGUUGGCGGCUCGCUGCGAGUUGGCUGUGAACGGGAGUCUAGUGGUGAGGAAGGCUAUCAGCUCCGAUGCCGGGGAGUUCCAGUGUCGCGUGCAGGCGCCGGAUGGGCAGCUGCAGAGCGCCACCGCUUACCUUGACGUGCAGUAUAAGGCAAAAGUGGUGUACUCCCCAUCUGAGCGGUUCCUAGCCCUGGGCAAGCCAGCCAGCCUGGACUGCCACUUCAGCGCCAACCCUCCGCUAACAAACCUCCGCUGGGAAAAGGAUGGUUUCCUAUUUGACCCCUACAAUGUGCCCGGAGUCUUCUACAGCAGAAAUGGCAGUUUGCUUUUUAACAAGGUGGACGAAUCCCACGAAGGCCUUUAUUCGUGCACGCCGUACAACGCGCUAGGCUCGGAGGGAGGGUCGGGGGCGGUGCGAGUGCACGUGUUGCGUCCGCCGGCAUUGUCCGCGCGGCCGCAGCCGCUGUACGUGGCGCGACGCGGCGACCGCGUCACCAUGCCGUGCGCGGUGGCCGUCGACCAGCACGACGAACCUACUGUAGUCUGGACUCGAAAAGACGGCAACUCUUUGCCUGAAGGAAGAUUCUCCGUGGACGGUGGUAACCUGACGAUCAACGAAGUCUCAGAGACGGACCGGGGCGUGUUUGUGUGUGCCGUCAGCAACGCUGCAGCUUCCGUGGCUUUGGAGACAGAGCUGAUGGUCGAGAACGUGCCUCCACGCGCCCCGCACAACCUGACUGCUCAUCCGCAUGAUACCUCCAUACACCUGUCUUGGGUGCCAGGACAUAACGGACCAGAGGUGGAAUACACGGUUUGGUACCGCGAGCGGUACGCGCACGAGUGGCGGACCAUGAAGAUACUAUCGCGAGGCGUUACUGAGGCUACGUUGGUGGGGCUCCGGUCGGGGAAACAGCAUGAGCUGCGGGUGCUGGCCAGCGACCAGCUCGGAGACGGUCUAUUCAGCAAGCCCGUGUUUGUUUGGACCACAGAGCCAGCUGAAACGUCAGAAGAUAGCAUCACAAUGUUCCCAGUAGCGACGGAGAAUCCGGACUUACCAGCGGAGGCUGGCGCAGCAGCCGCGGGAGAACCUGGAGGGGAACUUCAGGUGAGCGUCCGCCUGAUAGACGACGGCGCCCUGAUCCGCUGGAGCGGGGCGGAGGGCGCGGCGGGGUGCUCCGUGCGCUGGUACGAGGGUGCCGCGCCCGGCGAGCGGCUACUUCAAUCUGUGCAAGCGCAGCACGACUACCUACUCGUGAAUAAUGUAGAGGAGGGCGUGCAGUACUGGGCGCGCGUGGUGUGCGGCGGCGCGAGCGGCGGGGCUGCGCUGCGAGUUCCCGAGUUCUCGCGCAUGCGCGGCGUGGCGGGCGGAUGCGCGGCCGCCGCGCUGCUGCUGGCCGCCGCUGCCGCCGCCAUAUACUUCAUGCGCCACCGCCUCUUCCCGCGCCGCUCACCGCCGCCGCUGCCGAGCAAACGCGCACGCUGAUCACGCCGAUUUUCGCUCAAAUUUUAAUUCUAUCGUGUAGAAUACUGCGCCGUGGAAAGUGCAUCUGACACUUUUUCAAACUAUACAAUGUUCAUAUUUUGGCAUCUUCUUUCUUUGUAGAUUCUAUGGAAUUAGUAGGUAGGUACUCCGUGCCUACUAAUCCCAUGGCAGGUUCCAAAUAUGUAAAUUAUUCUAAAUUAAAUCCGAGUUUUUUUAACUCGGCGGCAGAAUAAAAAGACAAUCGCUUAAAAUCUAAGUUUCUGUGUUGAAAAUUAUGUUGAUUAUAUUCCUAUGGGUAAUUAAUGUGAAUACUAGAAAUAGGUAGGUCUAGGUACUUUUACUUUGUGACCUUGUCUGUUUAUUUUACAAAUUUCCCGAACUAUGGUUUUUCAGAUGUUGCGACUCCUACUAAUUAAUGGUUUAUUCGUUGCGAGCUGCUAACCAGACCAACAGUAGUAUAGGUGAAUUAAUAAAACUGUGGUAACUAUACCUAGUAUCAAAAUAAAAUUACCCGCUAACUAAACAGUAAUUCUCGAAAGUGAGUGCGAUGCGAUCUAUUGUACAGUCCAGUCCUACCGGCCAGUCGUCUCGCAUGUUAGCUCGCAAAGUCUAAGUAUAGUUUUGGUGUAAUUAUUAUUAUUGUAAGAUUCAUUCAUAAUUUGUAUUCCCACUACUACCGUUAAAACUAGUCUUAAACAUGUCAACUUGUUUCCGAUUUAAACAGGUCAAUUUAUUAGAAGCAAUUUUUUUAACAUACUUAAUAUUAAGUAGGUACCUAGGUAUUUAUUUAUAUAAUAAAUAAUAAGAAAUGCGUAUA
Molecule: messenger RNA, 2972 nt
Organism: Plodia interpunctella (Indianmeal moth)
Lineage: Eukaryota; Metazoa; Arthropoda; Insecta; Lepidoptera; Pyralidae
Gene: bdl
Product: borderless
Exons: 11
Coding region: 116-2155 (679 amino acids)
Biological process (GO): cell-cell adhesion
Molecular function (GO): protein binding
Source: RefSeq, a predicted model, not a curated record